AUGGAGCUCCGCAACCCAGAACAACCUCGCGCCGUCCUGGUCCCGGAUCCGGUUCCGGGCAUUAGCGAAGCUUCAGCUGCCGCAAGGUCAGAAGAACAGCUGGCUACGGCUACGGCCAGGAUUGUGGGCGUCGUUUCUGGCAUGAAGCUCCGCAACCCAGAACUUCUUCGCGCCGUGCCGGCUUGGGUGGUGCUGAGACAGCUUGGGCAAGUACUCCGGGACACGUCGAGCGACCCGGCCAAGCUGUAUUCGCUGAGUGAGCAGGUGCCCUUCAUCAAAGAGUUUUGGUCCCACAGCUGGCAUGGGAGCCGGUUCAUGAAGAUCUGGCUGCUGCUUGUUCUCAAGAAUGGCUGUCCUGCAGUUUGCGUGGGCAUCCUCGUCGCCUUCCUUGCGGCAUUCCUAUCGUAUCUGGACAUCCUCCCGGGGUGGUACAAGGUGCACUACUCCGGUGAGUUCAAGCACAGCCCCUGGGCCAUGGUGAGCGGCGUUGUUGCCUCGUUGGUGACGCUGCUUCUGUGGCGGCCUGGGGGCCCAGUGUUUCUGGAUCGGGUUUGCAUCCAUCAGGGGGACGAAGUCUUGAAGUCCCAGGCCAUUUUGCAGCUUGGCGCCUUCCUGAAAAGCUCCAGGACCCUCGUGGUGGUCUGGGACCCGACGUACCUCUCCAGGCUAUGGUGUGUGUUCGAGCUCGCGGCAUUUUUUCACAGCCACAAAGCAGACGGGCGAUCGAAGCUUGUAAUCAAGCACGUUGCCCUAGCACCGUUUAUGUGCUUUAUGGUGACGCAGACGGCAGUUAUGAUGGUUCUGGAGAUUUGCUUGCCCACAAGUGAUCUUUUCCUCCUCGUGAGGGUGGUGUACGUUUGUGGAGUGACGGUGCUAUUCACUCACUUUCUUGUAAAAUUCUGGCACGAUGUCGCUGUUGCCGAGCAGCAAUUUCGCAGAUUCAGCUGGCAUGCGGUCACUUGUGAGUGCUGCGCUGCAAAUCACCGUGCUGCAAAUGGAAAUCGCAUUCCAUGCGACCGGGUCAUCCUGGAGAAAUGCGUCGUGCGGUGGUUCGGCUCUGUGGAGGCUUUGGAGGCAUGCGUGCGGAACAAAAUCUGUGAUACUUUCGUCGCGCAGGUCAGUGGCGGCUUUCCUUUUGGGUAUUUUUGGCUCGUUGGUGGCAACUUCGGCGUUUGGUAUGGCCACGCGGACUUUUUUGCAGCACGGAUGCAUGGAGGUGACCGGUGGUAUGCCGCCUCCCUCCUGGUCACAACGGUGGCGUGGUGGCUGUGGGUGGUGCCGACUAACCACCUCAUCUUCAGCAGGGUGGCACGAUGGAUGCAGAGGAAACAGCAGGAGAAGCUUAGUGCUCCCGUUUUGUACGCCGUCAAGUGCGCGGGGUACUUUGCGAACAUUGUGAACUCUAACAUUCCCUUCCUUUACCAGGGGGGGUGCUACACCGUCCUCGGCGACCCCGUUCUUGCAGCCGUUGUAUUUGCGGGGACCGCCCUUCUCUUCGCAGCCUUGUCAUAUCAAUGGCUUGCCAACCCGACACAUGGAUCUGUCCUGCCGUGCCUUAAGAACCCUUCAAGUCUUAAGACCUGA
Molecule: messenger RNA, 1584 nt
Organism: Symbiodinium natans
Lineage: Eukaryota; Dinophyceae; Suessiales; Symbiodiniaceae
Source: the annotation of a GenBank genome assembly